GUUGGGGAGGACUAUAUCCGUGUGUCUCAGUGGCAAAGGCAGCUCAGGAAAGGGCACAGAGAAACGUGGACUCAAAUGCCCAUCUCAGCAUCAAGCUAAGCUGCAUGAUAGUGUGGGUGCCCAUGCAUCUGUCCCUUUUGGGAGGCAAAAGACAUUGUGUGGGGGACAUAGCACUCAACUGUCCAUGACAGCCUUGACAGAAAAAGGAGAGCAGAAGACUUACUGACCAGGCAAGCAACGGAAGGAGAAAGUGCCGAUGAAAAGGUGUAUAAAAACCAUGCCAGGUUUAAACAGUCCUGGUUGUUAGGGAGGCUGAUAUAGAUGGAGGCUCAGGGGUCUCAAGUGACAUAACCAAAGUCACACAGCUUGUGACAGGGUCAGGACUAGACACUAGGACUGCAAAAUGGGGGAGAUUAGGGAGUUGGAGUUGGCACUAAUGCUGAGAGAGGGCAGGAAUUCAGGGAUCCUGCCCUGGUACUGACUCUAGCUUGAAGAUGCACCUGGCAGACAGCCGACAUUCUGGGGAUCAGGUUCCGGCCCUCCCCCUCCCCCAGCACUUUCUUUCUCCCCGUCAGCAUUUUCAACCUUGUUUAUUCCCGGAUCGUCAUGGGGUUCUUCAGAAAAAAAGAAAAAGACGAAAAACAAAACAAAACCAACUCCAGUUUUUCCUGGAAUGAAUGCUAGGGGAAUGCAUGGGGUCCUGUGGAUGUUGGGUACAACUCAUGUGGGCGGAGCAUGGGUGUCACAACCAUUUAGUCUUCACAGCAGCGUGUGCCCCCCCCCCCCCCGAGCUGGGGUAAAAGGGCCAAUUUCUGCGUCUUACUUCCAUCAUUCCCAUUUGCUGUUUUCUGGUUAAGGGCGCUCUUCUGUCAUCUACCAGCUCCCAGAGGCCCUAGACUCACUUCCUCCUCCCAGAGACUGGGGUACGGCGAGGGUAGAGGGGCUCUUGGAGAGGGAACAGGCCAGGGCCCAGUGGGACUUGGAGGCUGAGAGGCAGGAAUGUAGCUUGCAGCCUUGUAGGCAGGAAAUGGAGCUGAGCCUGGCCAAGAGCCCAGCAAUUUGCAUGUGGAGGUGGGAGAGAAAAGUUGUUCGUUUUGACUGCAUUUGGAGGGCAGGCGCGCAGUUCCCACGCCUCUGAUCUAGUUCUGGUGGCAGCCUUCCCUCCCUUCCCUUCGCUGCUCCAGUCGCUGGCCAGCUCCCCACUCCUAUAACCAAAGCUAUAAAGAUAUCAAGCCCCUGGGUUUCUUAUUCCCAUCCAUAAGCAGAACUAUUGGGAGGCCUCUGCUGCUGCUGGUGGAGUCUGGAUCCCUUUUCUGCCACCACUGACUGUGGGUCUUGGGCUCCUAUGUUUACUGAGUCUGCUUCCUCCUCUGCACACUGGAUAGCAGCACUUUCCAUGAUGGAAAUCACUCACUCUGCUUGACCCAUCUCAGAACAAUACAGGGUCACAUUUUGCCUGGCUGUGAGGAAAAGUCCUUUGUCAAAACAGAAACUUGGUGGGAGAUAAAAGUUGAGCAGAGGGGGCCCAAAAGGGGUCUCCUGGGGCAAGGAUCCAGGAUUGUAGGACUAAGCCCCUUGAUGGGUGUAUAGACAUAGAGUCUGGGUUCUGCUGGGACUAGAGAGGAGCUGGGGGCUCAGAGGGACAGGCAUCAGAUGCACCAGUCAUCCGUGUAAUACCCCUCCCCCGCCGGAAACCAGCUUCAGAGACGUUGAGCUCCUCGUUAGGCCCGCGUUUAUUUCUCAGGCUGGGAACGGUCAGCCCUAGACAGAGCAGCUGAAGCUUCCUCUGCAAUGCGGCCCAACCCUGAAGGUCUUUGGGAGGAGGGAAGGUAUAGGCCUUCUCCAGCCAACUAGCAUCCCAGCAGAACUGCAGUUAGGCAUCUUCCACAAUACUGCACCCCUGUUCUGUGCAGGGCUGUCCUGAGCCCCCAGCUGAACUGAACGGGGAGAUGGGACAACACCUGAUAUUUCUGGCCUGGAGGAUCUAGAUCCUGAGCACUGGAAUCCCCGGACAUCUUCUGGCUUCCCAGGCCCAUGCUGGCAUCACUGGUGCGUCCUCUGGGCUGCUGGCUGCUCUUUCCAGUUGCUGUGUGCCCUACUGCAGGCCUCUGCAAUGCUGCCACUUCUGCGUCUCCUCCUCCUGGCCUUAGACCUGGGUCUGACUCGACCGCUCAGCUCCAAUGAUCCCAAUGUCUGUACCUUUUGGGAAAGCUUCACCACUACCACUAAGGAGUCCCACUUACGCCCCUUCAGCCUGCUGCCCACGGAGUCCUGUGACAGGCCCUGGGAGGACCCCCACACCUGUCCUCAGCCCACGGUUGUCUAUCGGACCGUGUACCGUCAGGUGGUGAAGACAGACUCCCGCCCACGCCUGCAGUGCUGUGGGGGUUACUAUGAGAGCAGUGGAGCCUGUGUUCCCCUCUGUGCCCAGGAGUGUGUCCACGGUCGUUGUGUGGCUCCUAACCGGUGCCAGUGUGCACCAGGCUGGCGGGGUGACGACUGUUCCAGUGAGUGUGCCCCAGGGGUGUGGGGACCACGGUGUGACAAGCCCUGCCACUGUGGCAACAGUAGUUCCUGUGAUCCCAAGAGUGGGGCAUGCUUCUGCCCCUCUGGCCUACAGCCCCCCAACUGCCUUCAGCCUUGCCCUCCUGGCCACUAUGGUCCUGCCUGCCAGUUCGGUUGCCAUUGCCAUGGAGCUUCCUGUGACGCCCAGAAUGGAGCCUGCUUCUGCCCCCCAGGGAGAACAGGACCCAGCUGUAAUGUGCCCUGUUCACAGGGCACUGCUGGCUUCUUCUGCCCCAGAACCAAUCCUUGCCAAAAUGGAGGUGUUUUCCAGGUCCCCCAAGGCUACUGCAGCUGUCCACCGGGCUGGAUGGGUGUCAUCUGUUCCCUACCCUGCCCCGAGGGUUUCCAUGGACCCAACUGUACUCAUGAAUGUCGCUGCCACAACGGUGGCCUCUGUGAUCGGUUUACUGGGCAGUGCCACUGUGCUCCUGGCUAUAUUGGAGAUCGGUGCCAUGAAGAGUGCCCCGUGGGCCGCUUUGGCCAAGACUGUGCUGAGACCUGCGACUGCGCUCCUGGUGCCCGCUGCUUUCCUGUCAAUGGCGCUUGUCUGUGUGAACAUGGCUUCACAGGCGACCGCUGCACUGAGCGCCUCUGUCCAGAUGGCCUCUAUGGUCUCAGCUGCCAGGAGCCCUGCACUUGCGACCCAGAACACAGUCUGAGCUGCCACCCUAUGCAUGGCGAGUGCGCUUGCCAGCCAGGCUGGGCGGGCCUACACUGCAACGAGAGCUGCCCACAGGACACGCACGGGCCAGGCUGCCAGGAGCACUGCCUUUGUCUGCACGGUGGCGUCUGCCUUGCAGACAGCGGCCUCUGCCGGUGCCCACCCGGCUACACGGGACCUCACUGUGCUAACCUAUGUCCACCGGACACUUAUGGGAUCAACUGCUCUUCCCGCUGCUCCUGCGAAAAUGCCAUCGCCUGCUCCCCCAUCGACGGCACGUGCAUUUGCAAGGAAGGUUGGCAGCAUGGUAACUGCUCUGUGCCCUGUCCUCCUGGCACCUGGGGCUUCAGUUGCAAUACCAGUUGUCAGUGUGCCCACGAGGGAGUCUGCAGUCCCCAAACUGGAGCUUGUACUUGUCCUCCUGGGUGGCACGGAGCUCACUGCCAGUUUCCCUGCCCGAAAGGGCAGUUCGGGGACGGUUGUGCCAGUGUCUGUGACUGUGACCAUUCUGAUGGCUGCGACCCUGUUCAUGGACGCUGCCGAUGUCAGGCUGGCUGGAUGGGCACACGCUGCCACCUGCCUUGCCCAGAGGGCUUUUGGGGAGCCAACUGCAGCAAUACUUGUACCUGCAAAAAUGGGGGUACUUGUGUACCCAAGAAUGGCAACUGUGUGUGUGCACCAGGGUUUCGAGGCCCCUCCUGCCAGAAGUCCUGCCAGCCUGGUCGCUAUGGCAAACGCUGUGUGCCUUGCAAGUGCAACAACCAUUCUUCCUGCCACCCUUCGGACGGGACCUGCUACUGCCUGGCAGGCUGGACAGGCUCUGACUGUUCUGAAUCAUGUCCCCCAGGCCACUGGGGACUUAAAUGCUCCCAAGCCUGUCAGUGUCAUCAUGGUGGAACCUGCCACCCCCAGGAUGGGAGCUGUGCCUGCACUCCAGGCUGGACUGGACCCUACUGCUUGGAAGGCUGUCCACCAGGACUAUUUGGUGUCAACUGCUCCCAGCUAUGCCAGUGUGGUCCUGGAGAGAGGUGUCACCCAGAGACUGGGGCCUGUGUCUGUCCCCCAGGACACAGUGGGGCACCCUGCAAGAUUGGAAGCCAGGAGUCCUCCACCGUAAUGCCCACCUCUCCCGUGACCCAUAACUCACUGGGUGCAGUGAUUGGCAUUGCAGUACUGGGGACCCUUGUGGUGACCCUGGUAGCACUGUUCAUUGGCUACCGCCAUUGGCAAAAGGGAAAAGAACAUGAGCACUUGGCAGUGGCUUACAGCUCUGGGCGGUUGGAUGGCUCAGAUUACGUCAUGCCAGAUGUCUCUCCGAGCUACAGUCACUACUAUUCCAACCCUAGCUACCACACACUGUCCCAGUGUUCUCCUAACCCCCCACCCCCUAACAAGGUUCCAGGCAGUCAGCCCUUUGCCAGCUCCCAGGCAUCUGAGCGACCAGGCAGAACCCAUGGACGUGAUAACCAUGCUACACUGCCUGCUGACUGGAAGCACCGACGAGAGCCCCACGACAGAGGCCCCAGCCACCUGGACCGAAGCUAUAGCUGUAGCUAUAGCCACAGGAACGGCCCAGGACUAUUUUGUCCUAAAGGUCCCACCUCGGAAGAGGGGCUGGGGGCAAGUGUUAUGUCCCUGAGCAGUGAGAACCCCUAUGCUACCAUCAGAGAUCUGCCUGGCCUUCCUGGGGAACCUCGAGAAAGCAGCUAUGUGGAGAUGAAAGGCCCCCCAUCAGUGUCUCCUCCCAGGCAGCCCCUUCAUCUCCGGGACCGCCAGCAGCGGCAACAGCAGCCACAGAGAGACAGUGGCACCUAUGAGCAGCCCAGCCUCUUGAGCCAUAAUGAAGAGUCUGUGGGCUCCAUGCCCCCUCUUCCUCCAGGCCUGCCUCCUGGCCACUAUGACUCACCCAAGAACAGCCACAUCCCUGGACACUAUGACUUACCUCCGGUACGGCAUCCUCCAUCACCUCCACCUCGGCGCCAGGACCGCUGAAAAGUCAGCACUGCAUGGGACAGUGCCUGUAUAUCCUGCCAGAAGAAGGACUGGGCUGGCAGGCUACGAACAAGCACAUUUGAUGAAGUGAACAGAGAGACUGAAGUCAGCCUUCAGCUUCCACCAAGGGAGACACAAGCUGACAAACUGUCUAACUCCCUUUUCCCUUCCCACAGUUCCUUGAAUCCCCAAGGCUCUGUGGACAUCAUUGGUGGCCUGAAUGUUGUCAUAUAGUGUCUGAUUUCAGACUGAUUUUUAAAAAUACAUGUUGGGUACCUUUUCUGUGUAUAUACCAGGUGGGACUGUGUCUGCGUCUGGUUGACUUCCGCAGUAGCCAGACUUCAAUCUUAACUGGCUCCAACAGCAGACCCUCACUACCUGCUCACCCUUUACUUGGUAAUCCUCCAUGUUUUUGCUCAGAGGAUUGUGCCCUGCCUGUGGUGUUUACCUUCCUGGUACUUCUUGGGCUACACAAACUUCCUGUGCCUCGAUGGCCCUGCAGCCUACCUCCUUUUGUCUGCUUUCUCUCUUUUCUGGAGUAAAGGCUACCUGGUGUCCUUCUUCCUCUCCCAGGGACUGGCACAUCUGAGUUGAGCUUAGGUCCUGUUGACUCUUGCUUGUCUUUCACAUAUCCCACAGAGUGCCGGCCCCACCCCCUUCUCUCUUCAUAGCUACUGUGGCUUCUUCAUGCACCUGUAGAAGGCAAGAAUGGUGCCAGACAGGGCUUGGGCUUGUUUUGUUUUUGAAACAUUGUCUCACUUUGUAAACCUGGCUGUUCUGGAACUCACUAUGUAGAUUAAGCUGGCCUUGAACUCAGAGGUCUGUCUGCCUGUGCCUCCUAAAUGCUGUGUUUAAAGGUGUGUGUCACAUUUACGGGAGGUGGGGGCGGGGCUCAGUCUGCACUCAGAUGUGAUGGCCACGUUACUAGAUUAGCCUCUGCCUCCCCCUAGUGGCAGGAGUACUGUUUAUGCUCACUACUGUUUUUCCUUGGCGCAUGGUGGUCAAUAAAUGUUCCUUUAAAAGCUUA
This is a messenger RNA of Myodes glareolus (Bank vole), 6245 nucleotides long. The record is from RefSeq and is a predicted model, not a curated record. Lineage: Eukaryota; Metazoa; Chordata; Mammalia; Rodentia; Cricetidae.